Linum trigynum is the source of this 1956-nucleotide messenger RNA. NCBI's taxonomy places the organism in Eukaryota, Viridiplantae, Streptophyta, Magnoliopsida, Malpighiales, Linaceae. The record is from the annotation of a GenBank genome assembly.
AUGAACCCUCUAAGUCUUCAGUCGCCGGCGGCGCCCGUGUCCCCUCAUGGAUGGCCGCCGGACCCUAUAACAACCGGGGAGCAGCCUUUAGCUCCACCGCUAGAAGGGGAUAAGGAGGGGGUUUUGCCCCAGAAGGACCCCAAUGGGAUGGAGAUGCACGUUGACUCAAUCGCACCCGCUGGUUCUCCCUCCGGGAAUCUGAACGAGACUGCGCCGAACGAGUCCGCUAAAAGUUCCUCUCCAGCUCCCUUUCUCGCGUCGUACGCCGGUGUGGUGGCCGGCGGGAGCAGCUCACCCGGAGCGCCGAUAAAUCAAUGGAUACCCGUCGGAGAGCGCGAUCUAAUUCCGGGAACUUUCAACGGUGAGCCGGAGCUGACCAUUUCGGACGGUUUCAGGGCCAGACUUAGCGCUCCAUGGCAGAGAACGCUGGUAGUCCGUUUGCUGGGGCGGUCUAUUGGUUAUGCUUUUCUGUGCAAUCGUCUCAGGGCAUUGUGGCGUCCGACUGGCUCUAUGGACGUCCAUGCUCUUGAUCAGGACUUCUUUCUCGUCAAACUCGGGAAUGAUCAGGAUUACUACAAGGCUCUGACGGAUGGUCCGUGGACUAUCUUUGAUCACUAUCUCAUUGUCCAACAAUGGUCUCCAUCUUUUCGGGUUUAUGACAAGCUUCCAAGUACUAUGGUGGUUUGGAUUCAACUCCCGGGGUUUCCAGUUCACUUCUACCACAAGGACAUUUUGUUCUCGAUUGGCAACAUGAUCGGCAGAUCGAUUAAACUGGACUACCACACUCAGAAUCAACAAAGAACUAAGUUUGCCCGGGUGGCGGUUGAAGUCGAUCUAACCAAGCCUUUGGUGCCCCGGGUUCGUCUUGAUGGUAAGUGGCAGAAAGUCGAAUUUGAGAACCUUCCGACUGUGUGUUUUGAGUGCGGAAUGGUGGGGCACACUAAAGUUACUUGCCCAAAGAUCCGACAGCAGCUGGUCGUCGCCACACAAGGUGAUGGCAACCCUCCGGUGGUUGACGCCGGCGAUUCUGAGACACCGGAGGUGAAUGGCGGGUUCGGGCCUUGGAUGCUAGUUACGCGGAAGUCCAGGCGGAAUCAGCGGGAAUUACCCACUCGGGAUACUCCUGCUUUGACCAACGAUGCCGUUCACGGGAAUCACAAGUUGCAGAUGGGGAAUGUAGCAGCAACAAAGGAUAUUGCGGAAGGAAACUUUCCUCACCAAGAGACAUCCAAAUCUCGACAUCCUCCGAAGAACCAGAUUCAGAGCAAAUCACUAGGGAACAAAGAAGGGGAUUCGGUGAGGAGAGAAAAGGAAGGGAAUGGCUCCAAAAAGGGAAAGGAGAAGGUGCAUAAUAAUUUUUCUGUUGGUGGGAAUGGGAUUCUGGGCCCAAGCCCAUCUGGCCUUAAGUCUCCAAGCAUGAAGUCCACGGCUGGAAAGGAUAAGGAGGAAGCCUCCUCUUCUAGGGGACAGGGGGAUGGGCUCGAUGGUCGCCUGUUGGGCCUCCAAAAUCUGAAGCUGAAUGUGGAGGGCCCAAUGGCAGUUCCAGCCCAAGUUCUGAAUGGCCAAAACGGCACAAAAAUGCAGAUUGUGGAAGCCUCCAUUUACCCGUCCUCGUCAGCGAGAAAAGAGAACCCGGAUGCCCCCUCGGCGAGCGCUCGGACCAAACAACGAAAGAAAAUCAGCAACGAAGAGCGCCGGGGGAAUCGUGCUUCCCCAUCCAAAGCAAUGAGUGGGCGGAAAAUUUCCUCUAAAGCGUUGCAAAUCUGGACACCCAAGAAGGAGAAGAAAUCCAAACCCAGAGAGAGGAGGGUCUCGGUAACCCUCCAACAGAUCGAAGAAUGGACCGCGGCAGCAGGAAUUAGAGAGGGGAUAAACGGGGGCCAAUCGUCUUCUGUCCUUCAAGGCGAUGAUGGAAGGGAAACGAGAGCCAGCUCGGAGACCCCGCCCCCUGCCUAA